CCAUGUGUGUCAAUACAUAAUACUAAUAUUGUAAUAAAAAUAUACUUAGGUAAUUUAAAAACAGGACUAAAAUUAAAUUUGCAGUAUGCUAUCUUAAAAAAAAUGUUCUCAGCGUUAUAUACUGUUUGGAUGAUAUAUCUUUAUGAUUACCAUCUAUCUACUUAACUGGGUAACAAACUGUAAAAAUUAGCUUGACAUGAACUCGCACUUCUGAUAGAGAUGGAAAUUAAUUAAAUGGUAAUACGAACAUUCACACUUUUCAAGCAUGUCUGAGUGAUUGUUUUAAGAAGGAGAAACGGUAAUUUAUUCGAGACUAAACGUUUGUGCUGGUAUCAGUAACAUCUGAACAUGGAGAAUAUAACAGUUUCUACAAACAUCUAUAAUUCUACUGAAAGCAAUGAUGAGAUUUCAACAGCUGAUGUAACUGCUGAUAAUGACUCGUUUAUAGCGGACGAUUCCUCCGCGUAUAACUACGAUUAUGAAAACAGUACUUAUUAUUAUUAUGAAUAUUAUGAAGACUAUUAUCUCGAAAUCUACAAUUUUGAGAUAUACGCGCUUGGAUACGUUCAGCCAAUACUUAUUCUUCUGACAACGCUGACGAAUUUAUUCAUUGUCGGGUUUUUCCUGACCAAGAAAAACAGAGGAAAGACGACAAACCUCUUGUUUAUAAGCAUAGCGCUCUCCGAUACAAUGACCAGCAUCACGUUACUGCCGAAUGGUUUCGGUGUCUAUGCAGCUGAUCGAGUUUUCCUUUCCAGAGACUGGUGUAACACUUACAUGAUCCUGAGAUUUUAUGUCUCUCCGGUGUUCCAUACAGUUUCCGUCUGGCAGACGGUAGUUUUGUGUAUCCAGAGAUACAUGUGUGUUUGUCAUCCAUUUAUUUCGGGACGGAUAUGUACAUUCUGGAAAACGUUUGCAAGCAUCGGUGUAAUGUAUUGCUUGGCUACAGUAAUGCACGUGUACCACUUGGUGAACAAUAAACUUGGACAUGUCAGAUGCCGAUGGCAAACGGAAAUCCCUUGCAAGGAGUCAUGCAUGUAUUUGUGGUUCUGUGUAACAUUACAACACCUCCUUCCUUGUAUUGUGUUGGUCAUAUUGACCGUUAUCACGAUAAAAGAACUUGAAAAGGCGCAAAGAAGGGUGUCAACGAUGUCCCACAGGAGAAGUGUCAGCCGCUCUGCACGAGAUAAAAUCAUUACCUACACCGCCGCUUUUAUUGUGCUAAUGUUCCUCAUACCGGAACUCCCGCAUGGCAUAUAUAGACUGGUGUUUUUAGUCUUCAAACACGAAGGUAAUUACAAUGGAAUCCCACCAUUUCAUAACCACAUCAUAAUAUGCGUGUAUGAAAUUGUACUAACAAUAAGCUUCAACGCCAACUUCUGGAUCUAUUGCUUCAUGAUGCGUGACUUCCGGCACAAGGUGUUAAAGCUUCUAACCUGCGGAGCUUUCAAACGGGGCUUAGCCAGGCUUCGAUCGCUUUCAAUGUCAUCUAGAGGCAGCGUAAGAACAACGCUCUCGCGCAGUAGUUCAAACGCCAGCAGAAACAGGGUAUUCAGUAGGACAACUUCCUUGCACUCCACGGCGUCGGAGAAUGUCCAUGCAGUCAUUCCAUUGACACCAACAAGAGGAUACGAUAAAAUCAACUAUCAUGAGCAGUCAGCCAUGAAAGCAAAAGAAGAUGACACGAAUGAUGACGUUUUUAUGUAGACUGGGUCUACGUUUGAAUGAUAGUCUGAAAACCGUAUCUUUGGUUGGUUCUGUGUUCAGUAUUAAAUGCAACGAAAGAAAAUAUUACACUUUAAGUCUGGUCUCAUAAUACAGAUCUACAACAUUUGAACAAGUUAGGAGCUCAUUCAAAUUGAAAUUUCAACUUAAAAAUUUGGAAAGAAAAAAAUCUAAAUUGACUUUUGCUUAUCGCAAAAAGUGUGGCUUGAUUCAAGUGUUCAUCAACACUCUUCCACCAAGUUGCCGAAAAAGAAGAUCGAAUGUCGGAAUAUGCACUUACUACUAACCUGGCUAGUGUAAUCGUUUAUAUUUCAAGGAAAGUGAUAUGAUAUGUAUGUAUAUUAAUAUAUUAAUGUAUUUACAAGAAAAAUAUGAUAUAAGAAAUGCAUUUCGCCAGGAUGCAAAUAUGAAUGACUUUCAAAUUGAAUACUACAGAAAUAUAAAGAGAUUUUGUUUUAACCGGUCACCGUGGCCCAGUGGUCGAAGGUUCUAGCCCCAUGGGGAGCGUUUGUCCGGGGGAUGUUUGUCAUGGGAAUCAUUCCGAAGAAGCCGGUUUAUGAGCCGCGAGCUAGUUAAAUGAAUGGUUACCGACUUCUAUCCGCCUGGCGCCUGGCAUAGUGGUAGGUGUUGGGAGGUAAGUAGUACGCACAAUAAAGGUGUCUCAUAAGCCAAACUGGCUGGCCCUUUUAAUAGGGGUGACACUAUAAUAAACAAGACAUUUACCUUUUUCAUAAAGCUUUUUGUAUGUAUAUAAUUCUCGCAGGAACACAACAUUUUAAAGAAAAUGAUAAAAACAACACUAUACUGUUUACAUCCUGAAAUCAAUAAUGUACUAUAGCUUAAACCUUUGCCAGAGCUAUUCUUGUACAUUCUAGAGAUAGAGACAUUGUUGAAGGACAAAAUAUUAAAUGUGUAUAUAUUCAUUUUCUGCGUUCACGUACCCAGAAUGAUGUCAAGCAAGAUAAGUGGUGCCGAGACCCUUAAAUCUAUUUGUUUAUGUGUUCAAAUAUAACUUGAGAGGUUAUCAUUGGGAUCUGAAUGUGUGAGAAACACUUAUGGUGCUUAUACUACCGGAGAUACUACAAUUUUAUAAUCAAAAAGUGAAAUAAUUUUCUCUGAUAUUUUAUAAACAUAUUAUAUGAUAGAAGGAACAUUAUUGAAGAUAAAAGUCUCCAAAUUAUCUCGCAACAUAAUUUUACCAUAUGUUUGACGCCGUGAGAUUAAAGCCAUGACAUAAUGUUUAUAUUAGAUUUGUGCAAUAAAUCUUCGUAGUUUUAAAUAUAAGAGACUUUGGUUGGAUUGAUUUUGUCAAUAUCGGUUUAAAAAAAGAAGAAAUGUUCAUUAUAAUAAUGUGAUAAAUAGAAUAAUACAGCUGUGCCUUUUCACGUUGAAUUUCUUACAACAGUUCCAUAAAAUAGAUAAGAUGUUCGACAAAGCCUCACAUUUUAUUAUUUUAUUAAGCUCGUUUAAAAAAUUCAGUACGAAAAGAAAUAUCCUCUUUGUAAGAUAACGUAACUUUCUAAUACCCAACAUAAGAUUUAAUCAUUAACUUUUUAAAGCAGCUCAUUCAUUUACCUUUUAAACAUAUUUUAUUGACGGAGUUCACUACCAUACAAUGAUAGUUUUCGUUUUCUUUGAUCAUUUUUGUUUUUAAAAAUCAAGUUUUCUUUCAGAAAUAUUCAUAGUCGAUUUCAAAUGAAAUUGUAGUUAAAAAAAAACAAAAAAGAGAUCUUUAGCAUGUUUAGGUUAAAAGAUAUAAAACAACUGUUCCUAGUAAAGCGAAAUGAAGAACAGGGGCCGUAUUCAUAAAGCAUCUUAAGUAUAAGUAUAAGAAAUUGAUUAUUUACUUAAGUAUUACUUAAGUAAGAAAUCUAUUUUAUAUUUGUUAUUCAUAAAACAACUUAAUAAGUAAUUCUUGGUUUUUAUUGUGGACGAAAACAUUAAAAAAUACAACAUUAAUUUCAGACAGAUACAACAUGCACAAUGUGUUUAAAGUGCUUUUAUCUGAAAAACAACACUUAAAUCGUACUCACGACGCCAUUUUGUUUUCUGACUUAAGUCAUUUCUUACGUAGCUUACAUUUAAGCUGUCUUAUGAAUAGGACUUAAGUUUUUUACUUAGACUUAAGCUGAAAUCACCACAAACUUAAGUAAAAUCUUCAACUUAAGUCAAAACUUAUACUUAAGAUGCUUUAUGAAUACUGCCCCAGAAUGAAACUUUGCUAUCAAUUAAUAUAUAAAAAUAUCUUUCUUGGCUGUCAAUUGAUAUGUAAAACAUCUUUGACACUUGGCUAUCAAUUAACAUCUUUGAUAGAAUAUAUGUAUCAAUGUGUGUUAUACAAUUAAAUGCAUGAAAAACAUUUUGCAAUAUGAGUGCAGUAAGAAGAUUUGAUUACAUGUAGGUACGCUCUUUUCAUAAAAAUAGUAGUACGCCAACAUGUUAUGUCACUGCAGCCAUUGGAAUGUUGGGUGGAUCAUGGAAUGAUUUUUUGUUUUGUUCAUAACUGACUCGGUUGAUAUGUCUAAUGUGCUGCUUUUGUAUUACACUUUUGUUUGCUUUGCGACAAAAAUAAAUAUAUAUAAAAAA
Mercenaria mercenaria is the source of this 4311-nucleotide messenger RNA. Its product is annotated as sex peptide receptor-like. The coding region runs from base 349 to 1707 and encodes 452 amino acids. The record is from RefSeq and is a predicted model, not a curated record. Gene Ontology annotation, cellular component: membrane. The transcript has a single exon. Gene Ontology annotation, biological process: G protein-coupled receptor signaling pathway. Gene Ontology annotation, molecular function: G protein-coupled receptor activity. Lineage: Eukaryota; Metazoa; Mollusca; Bivalvia; Venerida; Veneridae.